UUUAAAUGUCCACUCUCCAAUAUACCCCAGAGAUAUCAGCAAGCUUGGAUACGACAAAAUUGUCUAAUAAAAUUGCUACUAUCGAAAGCAACAUUGCAGAAGUUAGAAAUGAAAAAUAUGCAAAAUAAGCUUGCUGAGAACAUUCAAAGAUUAUUUUUGAGCAUGAAUGAAACUUUCUUAAGAGAGUUUAUAUCAAAAGAUCAAUCGCCAGAAGAAUCUAAGGAAAGUCCUAGAGAAGACCCUAUAAUCAAAAAGAUGAAAGAAGCAUUCUGCUUUUACCAAGAAGGACUUCGGAACUUCAUCACUGAUCACCACAAAGUUCAAAACAAAGUCAUUAAAAUUCAACAAAAAUUGGAAGGAUGCGAGCAUGAUAUUUCUAACAAGAUUUACAGAAGGGAGUUUGAUCAACUUUUUGAAGAUAAGACAAUGAAAUUUAAAGUUAAAAUCAAGUCAAGAAUAACCAAAGUGGAAGAUCACAUUCAUCAAAUAGAGACAAAGAAUGUAGACCAUUCAGUUGAAGUCAAACAAGCUGUAUAUAAGAUUGAAGAAGACACUAUCAAGAAGUUAAUCAGACUCAAUGAUCAACUCAAGAAUAAGAUGGAUAUCAAUAGUGUUUAUGAUCAUGUCCAGUUCGAAACUAAGGCAAUAAAAGAAGAACAAAAGAAUGCAAUUGAAGAUAUCACUACUAAACUCGAGAAUAGAUUUAACAAGCUUCAUACAAAAUACCUAGAAAUUGACAUUAAGAAUAACCAAAUUACAUCAAGUAUUUCAAAUUUAAGCAACCAGAUAAUUGUACUUGAGCAAGAUUUCAAAGAUCAGAAGGCUGAAAUUAUAGAACAAGUAUCCGGAAUGAUUGAAGAUAGAUUAGAAUCAAAGCUGCAACCUCUAGAACAAUCAAUCCAUAAUAUUGAUCAAAAGACAAAGGAAAGAUUUGAAUCAAAUCUCUCACAAAUCAAAAGGAUUGAUGAAGAAAUUAAAGAGUUCUUUUCGAAACCUAUAGCAAGACCUGCUGAAGACCCUACUGUCUCAGCAGGUGCUCCUCCUGAGUCAUUUACACAAUAUCAUGUAGAAAUAGAUGCCAUAAAAUAAUCGCCUUCAAAGACUCCAGUAUGACACUAACCGAAGUUUAAAUGCUCUUCGAGAUGAACUAAAGGAAGAAAUCUCUGACAAAAUUAUCCAAACUCAGUUUGAAAAUUUUGUAGAACCAAAGGAGCCUUCUAGUCCUCUCAAGAACAAAUCAGUAUCUUCAAAAGGUCUUCCUAACUUCCAGGUUAAGAGGCAGAUAGAGCAAAUGCAGGAAAAUCUGAAGGAGUUCCAAUCAAGAAUAGAUAAAAGAGUUAACAGUUUAAAAGUAGAACUUAAUUUCGACUCUUUAUACGGACUAAUUAAAGAUAGAGCAAUCACUGAAGAGGUAGAAGACAAGUUCAACAAAGUAGAUUCAAGAAUCAGAGGGAUUAAAGAAAACCAGUUAGACUCGAAGAAGGAUGUUGAAAGAAUAGAAGGAUGGGUCUUAACAUUAUCUAAAGCUACCUCGGAUAUUGAAAAGAUGAUAAAAACUAUCACACCUUUAGCAUUAAACAAAGAGCUUGAUUCAAAAUGUCUUUCUUGUGGUCAAGAAAAUUUAAAGCUCAAUAAGUCUUCAAAAUCUUCUUUGAAAAGGAUUUCUAGCCAGGGUCGUAAUCUCCAAAAAAUCUCUUCCACAAAAACUCCUCUCCACCCAUAUGCUGCAAUUGAAAAUUCUCUCUCUCGUGAAAACCUUGCAAUGAAGUUCUCUAUUGAUCUAAAUAAAACACGACCUCUUCCAAACCAACUCUCUCACCCUUCCGCCUACAACCCCCCACUCAACCCUGCUAAACCUCCCAAAAGAACCGCUCUUCCCAGUUCAGACCUGUACAAAAGAAAGUCAAAAUCCCGCCUCAGAUCCUACCUUGCUCUUAACUCCUCCAUCUAAACUCAAUCCGCC
This is a messenger RNA of Moneuplotes crassus, 1963 nucleotides long. Lineage: Eukaryota; Ciliophora; Spirotrichea; Euplotida; Euplotidae. The record is from the annotation of a GenBank genome assembly.